GGUGGUGCAUACAUGAUUUGACCAAACCUUUCAGUUUCUCACUACGUCGCGUCUACAUCCAAAUCAGUCUCGUUUGGCGCAGGCCAUAACUCAGGUGCGUUCAGAUGUAUUCAUGUGAGGAUGCGAGCGUUGAUCGCCGUGACCUCAUUUCAACUUACAAUUUUCAGUCUCAAUCUGCCCCACUACCUCCUGGUUUCCGGUCGUCUGCUUCUCCCACUACUGUCGCACUACCUAUUAACCUGGCGGCCUCUUAGUCCGUGUCGUUCGUUACGGCCCGUUAUCGAUGUUUCUCUUGCACAGGGUAAAGAGCUACGCUCGGUCACCUUUUCUCGCAAUCUACAGGAGCACGCAUUCAUGCUGAACAUGGAAGCAACCGUUUGUGCUUUUUGAGUUGCCUGUAGAUCACCUUCAAGGGCGUUCCCUGGUAGUUCAAUUUUAUUUCAAUCGUCAUCCCUUGCCGUGUCUUCCAUGCUCAAUACACCCGAUGCAUU
Messenger RNA from Suillus clintonianus, 491 nucleotides. RefSeq lists its product as uncharacterized. The coding region runs from base 121 to 390 and encodes 89 amino acids. The transcript is spliced from 2 exons. The record is from RefSeq and is a predicted model, not a curated record. NCBI's taxonomy places the organism in Eukaryota, Fungi, Basidiomycota, Agaricomycetes, Boletales, Suillaceae.